AUGACGUACAGUUUCAGGUAGAGUUUGCAACAUUUGUAAUCUUUAAUGUAUCACCACAGGUAUUAAUCGAGUUAUGAGAUGAAUAGUGCUGUUGCAAUGUAAUGUAAUGUUAGCCAGAAUUGGCCACUGCAUGCAAGGCCAACAAACAAACUUUAGCUGGGUGACCAUCAAUCCAACUGACCUCAACCAUAAAAUGGAGCAACUACCAUUUGCCUAUUUAAUAGGAUAAUUGAGAAGUCAAUCUUGCAAGUUGCACAUUUGCAAUACGAUUAAGUGGUUUGGGCUCCUUUCCAAAAAGUAUUUUUGUCACUUGCAUUCUUAAUUCUAGGGUGCAUUGUGCAGAGUUGAAUUGUUCUUGUAGAAAACCAUAGACCGAAUAGAAUAAUGUGUAUAUUGCAAUUUCUCUACUACACAGGGGCUCUGCCAUUGCCAAGAUAGUAGGCGCCAAUGCUGCUCAUAACUCCAAGUUUGACAACACGGUGACCAUGUGGGUGUUUGAGGAGAUGGUGGAUGGUCGCAAACUGACAGAGAUCAUCAACACUGACCAUGAGAACGUCAAGUACCUGCCUGGACACAAGCUACCCCCCAAUGUGGUGAGGAGCACAUCGCAUGGUGCUAUGUGUUGUAAUCCUACUCGGGAAUGUGAAUUUUAAAAAAAUAUUCCUGUUUUCUAUAAUCCUUUAUUCACAUAAUUGAAAUUGACCUACCCCUAAGCCAAUACCUGUUUUGCCUGUUUCAAUGUUACCCUCAUCACAUCUUUGCCUAAUGCUGUGUGACAGUUUGUUCUGUCACAACUAGGAGGUCCUAAACCUGCUUAGUAAUAAACUGCUGUGGGGAAUGAUGUCAGCUGCCUUCUGCUGGACCAUAUGUGUAAAGGGUCAGCCCUGGCUCAGUUAUUAUGUUUUGCAGCUGUCCUUGCAGCUCUCAGUACCUCUCACUACAAUCCACAGUACACCCCAUAGCAAUUUCCGAGAGGAGUUCUCCCAGGAUUAGAAUGAAACUAAACUAACUACUCCGUGAACCCCUGCCCCGUGGCUUGCACUCAACAGAUUUGGUAGGAUGAGUCAUGCUGACUUGACUAAUUUAGCGCAGUCACUGCAUUAUGUUACACAAUUAUAAAAUAACUGUUUUUAAUGAAAUUGUUUCUGGCGAGAGGACAGAUUUUUGAUACCUUUUGAUGUAGCUUUGUGGACUGUGGCACCCACUAUUUAGAAUUAAUAACGGAUUAAUUUGACAAUGUGCAACUUGACGAAGAUCCUUGCAGGAUCUAAACGUUUGUUUGUGAUGGAGCUUAUGAGUGUGCAGGCUCUAUUUAUUUUAUAUUUACAAUGUGCAAGAACUACAUGAGACAAGCAGACCAAGACCAGUGCCCUUACUGUCCCCUCUUCUGUUUCUCCCCCAGUUGGCAGUUCCUGAGCUGGUGGAUGCUGCCAAGGAAGCAGACAUCCUAGUGUUUGUGAUCCCUCACCAGUUCAUUGGCGGAGUGUGUGACACCAUGAAGGGGAAGAUAAAGAUUAAUGCACUAGGAAUGUCACUCAUCAAGGUUUGGCUAAUACCCAUGCUCUCUUCACUCUCAGUUGGUAGAGCAGGGCUCUUGCAACGGCAUCAUAGUUUGAUUCCCGGUACCACCCAUAUGUGUAAAAAUAAAUAAAUAUGUAUGCACGCAUGGCACUAAGUCGCUUUGGAUAAAGGUGUCUGCUAAAUGGCAUACAGUGUCUUAAGAAUGUAUCACGCCAGGCACACAAAUACAUGCUGGGUUUGUAUAGAUCAACAUUUUUGUUAAGCCUGAAUUGUAACUGAUUAAUUGAGAUUUUUUGACCCUGUACUCAUCCCAUAAUGUCAGUGUCAAUGAUUCAAAACUUUUUCAAUGUUGACAGCCCUGAUGUCAAUAAAUGAGUUUUUUUUGCCAUUCACCACUCCCCAUUAAUGUCAAAGGAAUUAUGUAUUUUUAACUUUUUUUCAAUUAAUUACAAAUGAAAGCCGAGUCAAGAAUUGCAACCCUUAUAUGGCAAGCUAAAAAGUUCAAUGUAAAAGUGCUUAACAAGUCACAUAAGUUGCAAUAAUAGUGUUGAUUUUUGAAUGACUACCUCAUCUUUGUACCCCACACAUACAAUUAUCAGGAAGGUCCCGUAAACACAGAAUUUCAACCACAAAGACCAGGGAGAUUUUCCAAUGCCUCACAAAGAUGGGCACCUAUUGGUAGAUGGGUAAAAAAAUUUUUUUAAAUUAAGCAGACGUUGAGCAUGGUGAAGCUAUGAAUUACACUUUGGAUGGUGUAUCGAUACACCCAGUCACUACAAAGAUACAGACAUCCUUCCUAACUCAGUUGCCGGAGAGGAAAGUAACCGCUCAGGGAUUUCACUGAGGCCAAUGUUGACUUUAAAACAGUUAGAGUUUAAUGGCUAUGAUAGGAGAAAACUGAGGAUGGAUCAACAACAUUGUAGUUAUUCCACAAUACUAACCUAAUUGACAGAGUAAAAAGAUGGAAGCUUGUACAGAAUACAAAUAUUCCAAAACAUGCAUCCUGUUUGCAACAAGGCACUAAAGUAAUACUGCAAAAAAUGUGGCAAAAGCAAUUUACUUUUUGUCCUGAAUACAAAGUGUUAUGUUUGGGCCAAAUCCAAUCCAACACAAUACUGAGUACCAUUCUCCAUAUUUUCAAGCAUAGUGGUGGCUACAUCAUGUUAUGUGUAUGCUUGUAAUUGUUAAGGACUGGGGAGUUUUUCAGGAUUAAAAAAAGAAACGGAAUGGAGCUAAGCACAGGCAAAAUCCUAGAGGAAAACCUGGUUCAGUCUGCUUUCCAUCAGACACUUGGAAAUUAAUUCACCUUUCAACGGCCACAUCUACGCUGGAAUUGCUUACCAAGAAGAAAAUGAAUGUGGCUGAGUUACAGUUUUGACUUAAAUCUACUUAACAAUCUAUGCCAAGACCUGAAAAUGGUUGUCUAGCAAUGAUCAUCAACUAAUUUGAGAGAGCUUGAAGAAUUUUGAAAAGAAUAAUGUGCAAAUGUUGCACAAUCCAGGUGUGGAAAGCUCUUGUAGACUUACCCAGAAAGACUCACAGCUGUAAUCGCUGUCAAAGGUGCUUCUACAAAGUAUUGACUCAGGAGUGUGAAUACUUAAGUAAAUUAGUUAUUUCUGUAUUUCAUUUUCAAUAAAUUUGCCAAAAUUUCUAAAAACAUGUUUUCACUUUGUCAUUAUGGGGUAUUGUGUGUAGAAUUCAUUUUUAAUUCAGGCUGUAACACAACAAAAUGUGCAAUAUGUCAAGGGGUAUGAAUACUUUCUGAAGACACUGUAUAUUAUUAUGUAGGUUAUAGCUCCACUGUAAUGAAUAGUGGGGUCUGAAUAGUGGGGUCUUAUUGACACCCUUGGCCCUGAUAAAGAUAAGCAAUAAUGACUGUAUAAAAUAAAACAUUCAUUCUGAGCUAUAUUGUAUAGUCAAAUAAAUAAUUAGGAAAUUAUUAUUAUAUUAUUUUAUACUAAUACAAUUUCACAGAGAAAGAGAUUUGGUUUAACAAGUAAACUUUUUUUUCUCAAAGGUAGGGGUAAAAAUUAUUGACACCCCUAAAGAUUCUUAUUAAAUAAGUAGUCAAUUUUAGUAUUUUGUCCCAUAUUCCUAGCACAUACAAACUUGUUAAAUGUAUUUGCAGUUCGUUUUGGUUUUGUUUCAGAUUAUUUUGUGCCCAAUAUACAGUGAGGGGAAAAAAGUAUUUGAUCCCCUGCUGAUUUUGUACGUUUGCCCACUGACGAAGACAUGAUCAGUCUAUAAUUUUAAUGGUAGGUUUAUUUGAACAGUGAGAGACAGAAUAACAACAAAAAAAUCCAGAAAAACGCAUGUCAAAAAUGUUAUGAAUUGAUUUGCAUUUUAAUGAGGGAAAUAAGUAUUUGACCCCUCUGCAAAACAUGACUUAGUACUUGGUGGCAAAACCCUUGUUGGCAAUCAGAGGUCAGACGUUUCAUGUAGUUGGCCACCAGGUUUGCACACAUCUCAGGAGGGAUUUUGUUCCACUCCUCUUUGCAGAUCUUCUCCAAGUCAUUAAGGUUUCGAGGCUGACGUUUGGCAACUCAAACCUUCAGCUCCCUCCACAGAUUUUCUAUGGGAUUAAGGUCUGGAGACUGGCUAGGCCAAUCCAGGACCUUAAUGUGCUUCUUCUUGAGCAACUCCUUUGUUGCCUUGGCCGUGUGUUUUGGGUCAUUGUCAUGCUGGAAUACCAUUCCACGACCCAUUUUAAAUGCCCUGGCUGAGGGAAGGAGGUUCUCACCCAAGAUUUGACGGUACAUGGCCCCCUCCAUCGUCCCUUUGAUGCGGUGAAGUUGUCCUGUCCCCUUAGCAGAAAAACACCCCCAAAGCAUAAUGUUUCCACCUCCAUGUUUGACGGUGGGAAUGUGUUCUUGGGGUCAUAGGCAGCAUUCCUCCUCCUCCAAACACGGCGAGUAGAGUUGAUGGCGUAGAGCUCGAUUUUGGUCUCAUCUGACCUCAACACUUUCACCCAGUUCUCCUCUGAAUCAUUCAGAUGUUCAUUGGCAAACUUCAGAUGGGCCUGUAUAUGUGCUUUCUUGAGCAGGGGGACCUUGUGGGCGCUGCAGGAUUUCAGUCCUUCACGGCGUAGUGUGUUACCAAUAGUUUUCUUGGUGACUAUGGUCCCAGCUGCCUUGAGAUCAUUGACAAGAUCCUCCCGUGUAGUUCUGGGCUGACUCCUCACCGUUCUCAUGAUCAUUGCAACUCCACGAGGUGAGAUCUUGCAUGGAGCCCCAGGCCGAGGGAGAUUGACAGUUCUUUUGUGUUUCUUCCAUUUGCGAAUAAUCGCACCAACUGUUGUCACCUUCUCACCAAGCUGCUUGGCGAUGGUCUUGUAGCCCAUUCCAGCCUUGUGUAGGUCUACAAUCUUGUCCCUGACAUCCUUGGAGAGCUCUUUGGUCUUGGCCAUGGUGGAGAGUUUGGAAUCUGAUUGAUUGAUUGCUUCUGUGGACAGGUGUCUUUUAUACAGGUAACAAACUGAGAUUAGGAGCACUCCCUUUAAGAGUGUGCUCCUAAUCUCAGCUCGUUAUCUGUAUAAAAGACACCUGGGAGCCAGAAAUCUUUCUGAUUGAGAGGGGGUCAAAUACUUAUUUCCCUCAUUUAAAAUGCAAAUCAAUUAUAACGUUUCUGAAAUGCGUUUUUCUGGAUUGUUUUGUUGUUAUUCUGUCUCUCACUGUUCAAAUAAAACUACCAUUAAAAUUAUAGACUGAUCAUUUCUUUGUCAGUUGGCAAACGUACAAAAUCAGCAGGGGAUCAAAUACUUUUUUCCCUCACUGUAAAUGAAUGGUAAAUAAUUUGUCAUUUCGAGUGACUUUUUUAUUAUAAAUAAGAAUAGAAUAUGUUUCUAAACACUUCUACAUUAGUAUGGAUCCUACCAUGAUUACGGAUAAUCCGGAAUGAAUCGUGAAUUAUGAUGAGUGAGAAAGUUACAGAGGGUCAAUGCAUGCUAACCUCCGCUGUUAUUGGUAAUGAUAAAAAAAAUACUUGUUCCAAAAAAUAUUUCUCUAAGCAAUUGUAUUAGUAUAAAAUAUUUUAAAUUCCCAAAUUUUUGGGAGCAUACAAUAUAGCUCAGUAUUUGAAUUAUUGAUUUUAUACAGUCAUCAUUGCUCAUCAUUAUCAAGGGUGUCAAUAAUUUCAGACCCCACUGUACGUCUUUUGAAUUGCUUUACUGUAUGUACUGUGUACUCCUGUUAUGUGUUCUACUCCAGGGUGUGGAUGAGGGUCCUGACGGACUGAAGCUCAUCUCUGAUGUGAUCCAGGAGAAGCUGGGCAUCACCAUGAGUGUGUUGAUGGGGGCCAACAUUGCCAACGAGGUUGCCGAUGAGAAGUUCUGUGAGACCACUAUCGGUUAGACUCCUGGGGGGGGGGGAAGAGGAACAUUUUAUUUAUGGGAGAAAAAUUCACAUUGUGAUGGGCUUGGGUUAUCAUUAUCUUACAUACUUUUGAAUGGUGUGCUGUCCUGCGUUUUUUCCCUUUCUGAACAUUUGGUUUGGGUAAAUGUAUACAGUGCAAACUGAAAAGUAAGGCAUUCAUUUAGACAGUUUUGUCAAUGUGUGUGGAGACAUAGUUUAACAAGUUAAGUUAUUAGAGAUUGAGCUGGAGUAGUAAAAGUAAAUGGGCCAAACAUGUUUUGUGAGGCACAGCCUAUGCCAGAUUUAAUCAAACCGCCAGAAAACGAUGUCUCUGCUCAAGGCUACCCAGUCAGCAUGGGGUAAAGUGUAAGCAGCAUUGUACUGGCUGUUUACAUUACAAAGAGUGGGCUGGCUUGUUUAAUGGUAGUUCUCCUUUACACUUGUUAUUGUAUCUAGCCAGAGGUGAAAGUAGAAUUCAUUUCUUCCCGGGACGGGACCUCCUAUACGCGCUUGUGUGUGCACCACCAUUUUUUUGGUAUGCCAUCUAUGUAGUGUAUUUCAAACAUGACAUAAGUAUAUUGAGGGCCAUUACUGCAGUUUUUUUUUGCUUGUGACCUUACCAUGAAAACCCUGUGCCCUAACCUAUAACUAGACCCUGGUAAUUAGGCCUUUAAUUAGGGCCUGGACCUUGAGUUUCCUCGUUAUGUCACAUGGUAAGUGCUAGAGUUUCAUUACAUUUUUGUUAGGAUUGAAAAGGGUUAACUAUUUCUCUCUCCCAUUUUCCCUCUCCCCAGGAUGUAAGGAUAAAGAACAUGGGGCUUUGCUGAAGGAACUCAUGCAGACCAGUAACUUCCGGGUCACGGUAGUGGAGGAGUCCGAUGUGGUUGAAAUCUGUGGAGCACUGAAGGUGAGCACUCAACCAUUAAGGCUGUGUUUACACAGGCGGCCCAAUUCUGAUUAUUUUCCCACUAAUUGGUCUUUUGGACCAAUCAGAACAGCUCUUUUGCCAAUAAUUGGGAAAAUAUCAGAAUUGGGCUGCCUGUGUUAACGCAGCCUUAGAGAUUCUGCCUGGCCUCGCCUUAUUUAAUGUCUAGUCAUAUUGUCUCAACGUCUGAAUCUCAACACCUUCCUCAUUUCCAAUUGUAUACUUUCUACUUGCCCUUCAUCUACUUCUUAGAUGAAGGACAGACAAGAGAAAGUGUGCUUGUAAGAAAAAAGACUGUCCUAAUGUGUUGAAGCCAUUAACCCCUGCCCUCCUCUCUGUGGCUGUCAGAACAUUGUGGCGGUGGGGGCGGGCUUCUGUGACGGCCUGGGCUUCGGGGACAACACCAAGGCCGCUGUGAUCCGACUGGGGCUGAUGGAGAUGAUCGCCUUUGCACGCAUCUUCUGCACCGCCGGGCCCGUCUCCUCUGCAACCUUCCUGGAGAGCUGUGGCGUCGCCGACCUCAUCACGACCUGCUACGGCGGCCGCAACCGCAAAGUGGCCGAAGCCUUCGCCAAGACGGGGAAGGUGAGACUAACUUAAUUGGCUUUUGGAUAAAGACAGGGCGAUGUAAAAAUGAAAGAUGGUUUGAAUUAUAGCCUUUAGGAUUGGAAGGGGGAAAAUACAGUAGAUGAGAGCUUUAAAGGGAUAGGUCGAGAUUUUUACUUACCCAGAGUCAGAUGACCUCAUGGAUACCAUUUGUAUGUCUCUGCGUCCAGUAUGAAGGAAGUUGGAGGUAGUUACGUAAGCCAACGCAGAGAAAUGGUAUCCAUUAUUUCAUCUGAUAAAGGGCUUAAUUGCCAAAAAUAUCGCACUAUCCCUUUAAUUAUAAGCUUUGAAAAUAAAGGGGGCCAGAGAGUGAAUUUCAGUUAAAUAUAUUUUUUGGGGGGGGAGAGUGGCCUUGACUUCAACAGCCAUGUUUUUAUUCUGCUCAGUCAAUUGAAGAGCUGGAGAAAGAGAUGCUGAAUGGACAGAAGCUCCAGGGACCAGCAACAGCAGCUGAAGUCCAUGUCAUCCUAAAGAACAAAGAUCUGCUUGACAAGUAAGCUGGCACAGAAAUCAAACAGCUCUUUCACCCAUUACAUCUGAAAUGGUAAAAAAUAAUGCAGUUAUUCUCAAAGGCCAAAGAUAAUGACUGUGACAACUCAACAAUCCCCCCCCUCUCUCUCGUCCCAGGUUCCCACUGUUCAACGCUGUGUACCAGAUCUGCUACCAGGGCCAACCGGUCACAGAGUUCAUCAAGUGUUUGCAGAACCACCCAGAGCAUAUGUAGACUAACAGACUGGCCAAGUGACUGGAGAAGAAGGAUCAACACCACUUUCACUUUGUACCGGUUAUAAACUAGAUGGGGAAAAUACGCACAAUCACAUAGUCCACAGCUCCGAUGCAGCAAGCAGACUUCAACGGACGACGUGAAGUAAGGUUAGCUUGCAUUGGACUUGUGGUGUAUGCUGCAGCUAUUCUACUGUGUACAGUCUUUCGGGUUUUGUACGUACCUCCUAUGUUUUAUAAGUGGUUUUCUACAGGAGUAUGAUGACCCAGCAUGUAUUUGUUGCCGCCAAAUCAGAUGCCACUGUCCGUCCUCAGCUGUUAUGUUGGCUCGUCCAUUGUGAUACCUCACUUCGUUAUCGUUUGGCUUAUUCAUGUUGUGUUUAGGCUUUGUAGCAGAUGCUAGGCUAUUUGUGUCCUU
Messenger RNA from Coregonus sp. 'balchen', 8542 nucleotides. Lineage: Eukaryota; Metazoa; Chordata; Actinopteri; Salmoniformes; Salmonidae. The record is from the annotation of a GenBank genome assembly.